UCUCUCCGCCCCGGGCAGAUGUGCUGCUGCUGUGGGCCGGCCCCUUGCUCGCUCUGCUGCCCCUUCCUGCCGGGGAUCAAGGUGUCGUCCGGCACCCGGCUCAUGUACACCCUCUAUCACAUCGUCAGCUCCACCGGCUGCUGUCUGCUCAUGUCCAGGAACGUCGCAGAGUCAGUGCGGAAGAGAGUGCCUUUCUUUGCCGUGCUGUGCGAGCACCUACGGCCAGGCUCGGACUGCGACAAGAUGAUCGGCUACUCGUCCGUCUACAGGCUGUGCUUCGGGACAUCCUGCUUCUACCUGUUACUGUGUGUCAUCCUGCUCAACGUCAAGUCCAGCCGCGAUUACAGAGCGCUCAUUCACAACGGCUUCUGGUUUCUGAAGUUCCUGGUCCUCGUCGGGUUCUCAGUAGCUGCCUUUUUUAUUCCUGAUGAAUCAUUUCUCCACGUGUGGCGAUAUGUUGGCCUGACCGGAGCCCUUCUCUUCAUCCUGAUGCAACUCUCUCUCAUCACUGUCUUCGCCCACUUCUGGAACAAGAACUGGAUGACGGGCGCGGCUGACAAGAAGCUAUGGAGUCUUGCAGUGCUGUCGGUGACCCUGCUGUUCUACAUCAUGGCGAUGAUGGCCUUCUCCCUCAUGUACAGGUUCUACACCCACCCAGCGGGCUGCACCCUCAACAAGGGGCUCCUCCUUCUCAACCUCAGCCUCUGCUUCCUGGUGUCCGUGCUGUCCAGCACCUCCUGCGUACAGCCCAGGCAGCCCCACGGAGGCCUCCUGCAGGCUUCCAUCAUCAGCUGCUACGUGAUGUACCUGACCUUCUCCGCCCUCUCCAGCCGGCCCCCAGAGACAGUGGAAUUUCAGGGGCAGAACAUCAGCAUCUGCUUCCCGAGUGUCGGAACGGAUGGGGAGCAGGCCGAGGGGAAGAUGAUCACCAUCAUCGGAGCUGCCGUCAUGUAUUGCUGUGUCCUGUUUGCCUGUAAUGAAGCCUCCUACCUGGCCAAGGUGUUCGGCCCCUCCUGGAUGCUGCGGGUGUACAGAUACGAGUUCAAGCUUUCCUGCUCCUUCUGCUGUCUGGAUGAGGAAGAGGGCAGCCUGGAGGUGGAGCGAGCGUGCGGCCAGGCUGUGAUCCACAAUGAGCGUGAGCACCUCACCUACAGCUACUCCUCCUUCCACUUCGUCUUCUUCCUCGCCUCCCUCUACGUCAUGAUGACCCUGACCAACUGGUUCAACUACGAGUCGGCCACGCUGGAGACGGUGUUCUCGAGCGGGAGCUGGUCCACGUUCUGGGUGAAGAGCUGCUCGUGUUGGCUCUGCCUGCUCCUGUACCUCACCAUCCUGCUCUCCCCCCCCUGCUGCUCGACCAGCGACCGUCGCCACCGUGUGGUGCAGGCCCACUAG
Leucoraja erinaceus (little skate) is the source of this 1395-nucleotide messenger RNA. It is a transcript of the gene serinc4, whose product is annotated as serine incorporator 4. The record is from RefSeq and is a predicted model, not a curated record. Gene Ontology annotation, cellular component: membrane. NCBI's taxonomy places the organism in Eukaryota, Metazoa, Chordata, Chondrichthyes, Rajiformes, Rajidae. Bases 19 to 1395 code for a protein of 458 amino acids. The transcript is spliced from 11 exons.